AUGCAUCUCACAUCACUCCUCCUGCCCCUUCUAGGGCUCUUAGCUCAAACGACCCAGGUCAAUUCAGCCGCAGUCACCACCCAAAAACUCUCAAACCGCAUAGAAUGCCAACGCACAGCCCGUAAUUGUCCCAAAGGCACGAUCCUGGUCUCAGCAACCGACGCCCGUGCAAAGUACAAGACAGUCCAAAGUGCCAUUGACUCCUUACCCAACGACGAUACAACACAAACAAUUUUGAUCCUGGAAGGCAGUUACACUGAACAACUGAAUGUCACCCGCGCAGGACCCAUAACCAUCCUCGGUGAAACAAACUCGCCUACAGACGCCUCCAAGAACAAGGUGAAUAUCAAUUUUGCCGCCGCGAAUCAGGAUAGCACGGGUACCAUCGAUAAUAUCUGGUACAGCGUGCUGGUUGUGGCACCCACGCUGGAUGCGAGUCUUGUAGGAUCAGGAACGACUGGAUUUGCGGUCCCGGCUGAUACGCCAUUUGGUAACCGGGAUUUCAGGGUUUACAAUGUGGACUUCGACAAUGAUUUCGCUCCUUACACGGAUGGUCCAGCUGCGGCUUUGAUGUUUAGUCGUGCUAAUGGCGGUUUCUACUAUUGCGGAUUCUAUUCUUACCAGGAUACGAUCUACAUUGGCAAACUCGGAAAUGCCUACUUCUAUAAGAGCAUCAUCGCCGGCGAAACAGACUUCCUCUACGGCUUCGGCACUGCCUGGAUCCAAUCAUCAGAUAUCAAACUCCGAGGCUGCGGCGGCGGUCUAACAGCCUGGAAAGGAACCAACACCACCUUCGAAAACAAGUACGGGGUUUACGUUGUCGAUAGCAAUAUUGCUGCGGCGAAUUCGUCUAUCGCUCCGGACAUCAAAGGGAAAUGUUCGCUUGGUCGGCCGUGGAACUCUGAGCAUCGAUCUAUCUUUGCGGAUACAUGGGAGGAUGGAAGUAUCUUGCCUGCGGGUUAUACACACUGGAUUUCGAGUGGGGUUGACCGGUUUGAGAAGGGAAUUACACUUAUGGCGGAGUAUCAGGCUUAUGGGCCAGGUUUUAACCGGACAGGCAGGAUUGAGGGCGGGAUUGAUACUUUGCUUACGAAGAGUGGGUAUAAGGAGUACUCGACACCUGCACUUGUGUUCCAGGAUCAAGAAGGAGCAUUUGGGGAUGUAAGUUGGAUUGAUUGGGAAACUGUUGAAGGGAAAUGA
This is a messenger RNA of Penicillium pulvis, 1200 nucleotides long. Its product is annotated as putative pectin methylesterase. The record is from RefSeq and is a predicted model, not a curated record. Gene Ontology annotation, molecular function: pectinesterase activity. The transcript is spliced from 2 exons. Lineage: Eukaryota; Fungi; Ascomycota; Eurotiomycetes; Eurotiales; Aspergillaceae. The coding region runs from base 1 to 1200 and encodes 399 amino acids. Gene Ontology annotation, biological process: cell wall modification.